GUGGGCUUCGGUAGCAGCGGCCAUGGCGGCGGCGACCGCGGCUCGAGGGGUCGCAGCCAAGGUGGGAUUGCGUGAAAUUCGCAUCCACCUAUGUCAGCGCUCGCCCGGCAGCCAGGGCGUCAGAGACUUCAUCGAGAAACGGUACGUGGAGCUGAAGAAGGCCAACCCCGAGCUGCCCAUCCUGAUCCGUGAGUGCUCCGACGUGCAGCCCAAGCUGUGGGCCCGUUACGCAUUUGGCCAAGAGAAGAAUGUCUCUCUGAAUAACUUGAGUGCUGAUCAGGUAACCAGAGCCGUGGAGAAUGUUCUAAGUGGAAAAGCCUGAAAUGCAGCUGUGGAAUCAGAGCCCCGCCACUUGGGUUCUAUGAGACUGAGUACAAUGUGGAAACUGUGUUCUGUAUAAAGUCCGUGCUGUGAAACGCUG
This is a messenger RNA of Ochotona curzoniae (black-lipped pika), 421 nucleotides long. It is a transcript of the gene NDUFA2, whose product is annotated as NADH:ubiquinone oxidoreductase subunit A2. The transcript has 3 exons. Lineage: Eukaryota; Metazoa; Chordata; Mammalia; Lagomorpha; Ochotonidae. The record is from RefSeq and is a predicted model, not a curated record. Bases 23 to 322 code for a protein of 99 amino acids.